AUGACCAUCAAAGCCGGACAAUCGGUUAACGCAGCCCUCAAGAAAGUCAAACUUUAUUCACCUACUCCAUCAACAUGUUCAAACUUUCCACUUGGUUAUUUAACUUCAGGAGUUCAUUGUGGAAUUAAAUCUAUAAAAAAAACUCAUCAUCUCGAUUUAGGUCUUAUUAUUUCUACUGAACCUGAAACUGUAGCUGCUGGUUGUUUUACAAGAAACGUUUUUAAAGCUGCACCUGUUCAAUUAGGUAUUCAAACCUUAACUCAAUCUCAUGGUCAACGAAUUCGUGGUGUGGUUAUCAAUAGCGGUUGUGCGAAUGCGGUGACGGGAAAACAAGGAAUGAGAGAUGCUGAAAAGAUGGUAGAAGAACUUGAUGCACUUCUUAAUCGUCUUGGUUCUUCGGAUACGAAAAGUAAAGACAAACAACUCAGAAAUAGUCUAGUUAUGUCAACAGGAGUCAUCGGUCAACUUUUACCAAUGAGACGAGUACUAGGUGGGAUCGAAAGUAGCUUCAAAACACUCGGAAACUCAUUCGAAGCUUGGUUAUCUACUGCACAAGCUUUUAUGACGACUGAUACUUUCCCUAAAUUAAUUACUCAUACUUUUAAGAGUGGAGGAAAGGAGAUCAGGUUAGCUGGAAUUUCUAAAGGAGCUGGUAUGAUUCAUCCAGCUAUGUCCGGUCCACCUCAAGGCACUUUACUCGGUUUGGUUGCCACUGAUGCAGCGAUUGAUGCGAAGUCACUUCAAGUUGCGUUAAAUCAAGCGGUUCAACGAUCUUUUAACUCUAUCUCUGUAGACGGUGAUAUGUCUACCAAUGACACCAUCCUAGCUCUCGCCAACGCCGCCGCUGCAAAUCCCCUUAUCUCUCACCAGCCUACGAAUGGCCAAACGACUCCGGUCGAGUUUGAACAAUUUGUGGAUGAACUAACUGGUUUUACAACUCGUCUUGCUCAACUUGUAGUCAGGGAUGGUGAAGGUGCAACAAAGUUUGUUAAGAUCACUGUAAGAGGUGCAGAUAAUGUAGAAGAUUCACAAAGAGUAGGAUCAACGGUAGCACGUUCAGCCUUGGUGAAAUGUGCACUUAAUGGAGAAGAUGCAAAUUGGGGAAGAAUACUAUGUGCGGUAGGAUAUACUGAAACUAAAGUGAAAAUAGAUCCAGAAAAGGUUUCAGUGAGUUUUAUACCUGUAGGAGAACCUGAAGGGAAUGAAUUGAAGUUAUUGGUAAAGGGUGAACCUGAAAUAGUGGAUGAAAAUCGAGCAAGGAAGAUUCUGGAAGCUGAUGAUCUACAGAUCCUUAUUGAUGUUGGUGGAGAUCCAAAGAUGGAGAUAAGUUAUUAUACUUGUGAUCUCUCCAAGGACUAUAUCGGUAAGUAA
Melampsora larici-populina 98AG31 is the source of this 1371-nucleotide messenger RNA. RefSeq lists its product as uncharacterized. Bases 1 to 1371 code for a protein of 456 amino acids. The record is from RefSeq and is a predicted model, not a curated record. The transcript has a single exon. NCBI's taxonomy places the organism in Eukaryota, Fungi, Basidiomycota, Pucciniomycetes, Pucciniales, Melampsoraceae. Gene Ontology annotation, molecular function: L-glutamate N-acetyltransferase activity, acting on acetyl-CoA as donor; L-glutamate N-acetyltransferase activity, acting on acetyl-L-ornithine as donor. Gene Ontology annotation, biological process: L-arginine biosynthetic process; L-ornithine biosynthetic process. Gene Ontology annotation, cellular component: mitochondrial matrix.